This is a messenger RNA of Anastrepha obliqua, 3573 nucleotides long. RefSeq names its product BAG domain-containing protein Samui (gene stv). Gene Ontology annotation, molecular function: adenyl-nucleotide exchange factor activity; protein-folding chaperone binding. NCBI's taxonomy places the organism in Eukaryota, Metazoa, Arthropoda, Insecta, Diptera, Tephritidae. Bases 1139 to 3169 code for a protein of 676 amino acids. Gene Ontology annotation, biological process: protein stabilization. The record is from RefSeq and is a predicted model, not a curated record. The transcript is spliced from 4 exons. Gene Ontology annotation, cellular component: cytosol; cytoplasm; nucleus.
AAAUUCAAAUAAUAUACAUAAAUCUAUUUCGUGUGUAUUUUCGAGCUGCUACAAAAUUUUUCUCAAAACUUCCGCUAAAAUCCAAAAGCUACUAGAAACAUCGCAAUAGAAUUUUCCACCACCACCACCAACAAUAGGCGGCCAGAACAACAAGAACAGCAAAAGCAAAAGCAAACUACACAGGGUGAGUGUACGGCCAGCAACAACCCCACUGCCCAGUGCCACGAAAAUUGAGCGCCGCUCACCACCCAAGAAAUUAGCUAAUAAAGUGAGUCAGAAAAUAGAUGCGGGAAGGGUGCAUAAAUAGCAGUUCGUACAGCAAGCGACUAAGCAGCUGUGCAGUCAAGUAAUCGCACAGUCGAAUUUCGGCCGAGUAAUCGCCACGUACAAAUUGGAGCAGCCGUUGACAGAACGGUCAAGCUCAAUAGAUGAAUGAGGUGAGCAUACUGGCAGCAGCGGUCAAGCAAAACAGGCAGAGGAAGUGUGCUAAGAGCUUAAUGCGCGCAUUGGUGGUUGCUCAUACGCCACCCACACCAUUGAGAGAGGGGAAAAACGACGCAACAGCUGAGACAGCUGUUAAUAAGCAGCAGCAAAAGUGACAGUCAUAAAAUAUUCAAAUUUAAAAUAUCAAAAAUUGCGAAAUUCAUGAAAGAAAUAUUUAAAAUAAGAUAUACUAAAUAACUUGGUGAAAAUCAAUGAAAUUCACAGUUCUGCGUAAUGCGGAGAGUUUGCGGAAAGUUUUUUAGUGCUCAUAAAAACACACUACUAUAAAAAAUACCUAUGAGUUUAUAAAAACCCAAAAACAAAUAAAAAAUUGAAAAGAUAACAAAUGGCAACAACAUUUCCAGCAAAAUAAGAAAUCAACUAACGAAAAGUCAAUUAACAAAGGCAAAACAAAGUGAGAAAAAAAACAAAAAUCUCGGAACCAACAAACAAUUUUCUUAUAACACAAAAUUUUACAACAAAAAUCGAAAGUAAAAAUCAAAAAAAUAAAACGAAAUUAAUACCCGUAACUGCAAAUCUAAACUUAACGCUUUAAUAAGUGGAAUUCUUGGGGCAAUAAGCAAAAACAAUAACAAUUAAUAACAACUGCAACACACUUCAGAUCGGCAGGUCAAAUAAAACAGCAGCAACAACAAUGCGCCCCACCGUAUUGUCCAAUGCGAAUGCGAACGCCGCAGCGGGUGUUGGCGGGGGCGGCGGUAGUACAACCGGCAACACCACCAAUGGCAUUAACAUACCCGUGCAACACGAUUUCGGCAACGGCGGCGGCGUGCACCCGCAAGCAGCCGGCUACUAUGCUGAUCCCAAUGCAGCCGCAUAUGGUUCGCCACGACAACAACAACAAUCACCACAACAACAGUCAUAUCAUGCGCAGCAGCAAGCGCCACAAGCGGCUCAACAACAACAUCCACACCAGCAAAUUCCGCAACAUUUUCAGCAGGGCUUUGGUUUCGAACCGGACAUGGACAUGGAUAUGGACAUGGACAUGUUUCCACGCAGCCGCCUGGGUCGCAUGCAUGACCCAUUCGGAAGUUUCAAUAACUCACAUUUUGGCUUUCCUCAAUUCAAUUCGCUAGGACGCCGGCGUGCUGCCGACCACAUGGGUCGUGAUGAUGACUUCUUCAAUCGCCUGCCUUCGGAAUUCCGCCAAUACAUACCCGAAGGGUUUGGCCACAGCAGACGUGGUGAAAGUGCUACUUUGCCACGCCAACAUAGCUCUCAGCAUUCGCAACAGGUGCCAGUACAGGGUGGUGGACCCGCUUACUAUCAGUCAUUUGUUCCCUCCUCACCGCCCAAUGGCGUACCACAAUCGCCUUCGAAAAAGCUUUGCGAUGCCGCCAUACAAACCGAAGAUCCCAUUGUUCGUUCAGGUGGCGAUCAAGUGGACAGCGCUGCACCGCAGGCGCACGGUGAUAACCUGAAGCAGCAUGGUCUGCGCAACACAGUCGACAUGGGUGUAAAGUCCGCAUUGGAGUCGGAUCAAGGUACUCGCGCACAUUCUGCGCCACCCCAAGAGCAACAGCAACAGAUCCCAGUGAAUGGUAAGCGUCAGACACCGCCACCACAGGCUGGUCACUCGCAAUUCGGCACACAAACUAGUCCACACGUGCAGGCUGGCACCACUACUGGCCAGCAACCCCAGUUCAAUAAGGCAUACUAUGCACCACAACAACAACCACAUCCACAACAACGACAACAGACACCACCACCGCCGCAAACUCCAGGCGGCAGUUAUGUGCGCACCAUACCGAUCUUUGUCGAGGGUCGUUCCGAGCCGAUCAUUAACGCUCACAAGGAAAUACCGAAUCAAAAUAGCGCGCCUGGUCAAUCGCCGGCAGCAGCCAGUGCAUCAGCCAGGGCACAUGUGCCACCACAACCCCAACAACAGCCCCAACAACACCGUCCCACUCCACUCAAUACUCAGCAACAGCAGCAGCCACAGCAACAGCAAACCGCUGCCGCUGCUGGCGUGCCACCGCAAACACCACACACGUUGGACUCGAUCAGUAAAAUUCAAGACAUUCAACGUGAUGUGCUCGAUCUCAUGGGAAAAGUUGAGAAGUUCACUGGCACACGCCAAGACAAAGAAUAUGUCUAUCUUGAUGAGAUGUUGACACGCAAUCUACUCAAGCUGGACACAAUCGACACGAACGGCAAGGACAGCAUACGUCUAGCACGCAAGGAGGCCAUCAAAUGCAUUCAGGCUUCGAUCAAUGUGCUCGAAGCGAAAGCAAACGAGAACAGCAAGGCUGCUCAACAGGCAGCAGAGGGUGGUGCACCAGCUGAAGAGCCAAUAACCGCCGCAGCUACAGAACCAGUGCAAAUGAACGAAGCUGCGACGCGAAAGAGUGCGUCGAAAGAAAAAGUCGAGGCAGUUGCAACUGAAGUUUCAGAGACGGCAACAGCGAAAGCAGCAGAUUCCGAGGCCGAGCCGGCCGAUGCGAAACAAAUUCAAGCGCCCAUACCGUUGCCACCACCAGAAGGCAUGCAAGCAAACGAGGCAUCCGCUACCAGCGAGGCAAAUAGUACAGAGUCGAAGGAGUCCGGUGAGCCAGCUGCGGAGUCAAAAAUCGACGAAACGGGGGAAACUAACACCAGCGCCAUAGCUGUGGAAGGCAAAACAACUGAGGUGUCGGCGAAGGAUGGGACUGAGUUGAGCAAAUGAUGAUUGGAGCAGCGCAUUUCCUCCGGUGCCGUGAGGUCCUCCUAUUCAACCACAUUUUUAAAGCGUUUACAUAGCAUCACCAAACGAAAGUCCUAAAAAACUUAGUUUCAUACAUCAAAAUAAAUGUAAAAUUCGUUGUGUUAGAAAUUUAACGAAAAAUUAAGAAAAAAAUACAUACUUACCUAUACGUUUUUAUUUUAUGCCACAAAACAUUUUAGAAAAUACUGAAAGGAAUGCUGCUGCUUAACGAGCGCAGUAUUUUAGACGAAGGUAAAAAAUAUUCGCAUGAAUGCCCAAAUACGCUGAGGCCAAAACUGAAUCAGCCGGCGGAUCGGCGGGCAUUGCGUCUUGUUGUGCGAAAAUUAAUUAUAAAUAAGAAUAAAAAUAUAAUAUUUAAAAUUGAA